GCGGUGUUUUAAGGACACGCCCACAACAAGGGAACUAAAGAAUAUUCAAGUAAACUCCAUCCACGGAAACAGUUUUUCACAAGAACCGAAUAUUACACAACACCGGACCUCGGUGAGCUCAUAGCUGGUUACGACCCGGAUCCUGCUGCGAGUAAACUGAAAACGAAAGUAGGCCUACACACUGGGAGAAAAAAAAAAAGAUGUUUGCGCUUUUUGACGCCAAGGAGGAAAUUUACCGAAACAUGUCGCUAUACAAACUGAGUCAGUGCUUUCUACCGGACACAUCGGAUGCGCGGCGCAGGAGCCGUGAGAUUGAUGCCAUGCUAAAACGAGACCGGCGUAUGCCGCCGGUGGUUAUCACUCUGGAAGGGUCAGACAGAGGCGGAAUAUCAACUUUCCUCAAACAAAUGCGUCUCAUUAACGGAAAAGAGUACAACCAUAAAGAGGUGCUUGAAUUCAGAGAAGUAAUUUACGACAAUAUCAUCCAGUCUCCAGACGGAAGAUGCUCAUUUUAUCGCUUCCUGAUUGGGAGACUCUGGGUUCGGACCAUAAGGGUAUGGGAGUGUUGGUUCAAGAAAGAAAGAAACUGGGCAUUCCUUUGCAUAACUCCACCAAUGAGAUGCAUGAAAUGUUAUUUGAGUCUUUGGACUGGCGUGUAACGUUGGAGCCCUGUACAUUUCAACCUUAUGUUGAAGCUAUUGAUUCUCUCUGGAAGGAUUCUGGGAUUCAAGAAGCUCAUCGCAGGAGGAGCAACUUUAAAUUGUAUGAAUCAGUAAAGUACUUCUUUAACAACAUCCAUCGUAUUGGCCAACUGAACUACUUGCCAUACAAUCAAGACAUUCUUUAUGCAUGUAAAGUACGGGAAAACUUAGGAGACCAUUAUUUUGAGCUCCGUGACAGCCCAUUCACAGUAAUAAAAGGCUCUGUCAUGCGUUAUAUUUUGCCAAAAUUAGGCAAGUAUCUUGAUAUCGACACACCAAUUUUCUAUAUCAUUGGAUCCAGUGAUUAUGACAAAAUCUUCUGUGGGGACAACUGCCUGAUUCAGUCAAUGAAUACAUUUGAGUGCCUUUGCAAUAGCAAGGGAUUACUCAAAUGCCCCAUCAUACUCCUCUUUAACAAAAUGGACCUGCUGGCGGAAAAAAUACAGACUUCAGAUAUCCGGAAGCAUUUUCCUGAGUUCCAAGGUGAUCCCCACAGGCAGGAGGAUGUGCAGGAAUUCUUGGUUCAAAGCUUUCAAAAGAGGAAAGGGAAUAACAGCAGGAAUAUUUUCUAUCACAUGACCACUGCUGUGGACACAGAAAAUGUUCGGAAAGUGUUUGAGAGUAUUAAAGUUGAUAUAAUUACCUGUAUCCUCAAAGACUCUCAAUUGCUGUAAGAGUUUCCCAAACGGGGGUUAAUGAGUCGAUGAAAAGCUAACAAUUAUCUAAAUCUAAUGGAAAAUUGAAAUAAACAACUGAGGCUGCAAAAUUACUAUAAAUGAAACUAAAAUUGCGUACACAGUCUGAUGCACUGUGUGUUACAGAGUGAAGAGCAAAAUAAAAGCUUGAGGGAUUGUAUAUAUGGAAAUGUAAGAUUUUUAAAAUUUAAGAUGUAUGGAGAUGUAUUUCACAGUAGUUGUAAUUUACAAUAGUAAUAUAUUUGUCUUCAUUUUAUAAUUAGUUCGUACUAAAUAUUAAUUAUUAUUAUUAUUAUAUUCAAUUUAAUUGGGUUCCUAAAACGCCAGUGUGAAGGUGAGACAUUUUCAUAUGAGAUGAAAUGUCAUAUCAUUAAUCACAAUAUAAAGUUUCUGGCAGAGUUGUGCAACCCUUUAUAAAAAUAAUAAUAAUAAUAAUAAUAAUAAUAAUAAUAAAAACUUUAAAAACAAACCACCAACUAAAAAAUAAGUAUUUUAUCUAUUUACUUGUCUAAUUAUUGUCAUUAAACUAUUCAAAUAUUACCUUAUAAUAUAUAUAUAGAACUCUUUCCCCGCCAGCCACCCCCAGCAUUUUUUUAUCAUUUUCACAAAACUUUCAUGACCCCUAGAAUAUUUUAUUGUAUGAAUAUCUAAUCUGAACAUGCAAUA
Cyprinus carpio (common carp) is the source of this 2062-nucleotide messenger RNA. Its product is annotated as guanine nucleotide-binding protein subunit alpha-12. Gene Ontology annotation, cellular component: brush border membrane; heterotrimeric G-protein complex. The record is from RefSeq and is a predicted model, not a curated record. Gene Ontology annotation, biological process: adenylate cyclase-modulating G protein-coupled receptor signaling pathway; Rho protein signal transduction. Lineage: Eukaryota; Metazoa; Chordata; Actinopteri; Cypriniformes; Cyprinidae. Gene Ontology annotation, molecular function: D5 dopamine receptor binding; guanyl nucleotide binding; GTPase activity.